CUGUUGUUCCGGUGCCCAGAGUUUCCUGCUUGAGGAGACUCGUUGUGUGUGCGCGUGUUUUGGGGGGGUGGAAGCUCCUUUUGAGCGCAUGCGAGCGAGAGGAGCGUGGGAGAGGGGGAGAAGGAAAACAACAACAACAAACGUCCGCCUCAAACCACCGAGAGAUGGAGCAGGGGUAGCCUAGAGCGCCCUCCCAACUAGGAGAGGAGGCGGAGGCGGCGGAGGCGGCGCCAAAGAAGAAACGGGCGAGAGCGGCUUCUCGGUGCCUUCCGCGCGUCUGGAAGUAUAUGCGAAGGAAUUAGAAGGUGACCUGUCUAGAAUUCAACUGGGUGGUUUAGCUUUGACGCGUUGGAGCUUACUCUUUGCCUUUGUGAGUGUCCUUCGAUUGUUUCAGGAUGCCAGCAGCACUUGCAGAAAAUAGUCAAGUGAUCUGUGAAGUAUGGGCAAACAAUCUGGAAGAAGAGAUGAGGAAAAUUCGAGAAAUUGUUCUCAGUUACAGUUACAUUGCAAUGGAUACAGAGUUUCCUGGAGUUGUUGUUCGACCCAUAGGUGAAUUUCGCAGCUCUAUAGAUUAUCAGUAUCAACUGCUACGGUGUAAUGUUGAUCUCCUGAAAAUUAUCCAGUUAGGCCUGACCUUCACAAAUGAGAAAGGAGAAUAUCCUGCUGGAAUCAACACCUGGCAGUUUAACUUCAAGUUCAACCUUACGGAAGAUAUGUAUUCUCAGGAUUCCAUAGAUCUUCUUGCAAGCUCUGGAUUGCAGUUUCAGAAGCACGAGGAGGAAGGAAUUGAUACUCUACAUUUUGCAGAACUACUUAUGACCUCUGGUGUAGUGCUCUGUGACAAUGUCAAGUGGCUUUCAUUCCACAGUGGGUAUGACUUUGGUUAUAUGGUGAAAUUGCUGACAGAUUCAAGGCUUCCAGAAGAAGAGCACGAGUUCUUCCAUAUCUUGAAUCUUUUCUUUCCAUCUAUAUAUGAUGUUAAAUACCUAAUGAAGAGCUGCAAAAACCUGAAGGGAGGCCUUCAGGAAGUUGCUGACCAGCUAGAUUUGCAGCGGAUUGGACGGCAGCAUCAAGCUGGGUCUGACUCCCUACUCACAGGGAUGGCAUUCUUCAGAAUGAAAGAGUUAUUCUUUGAAGAUACAAUUGAUGAUGCGAAGUACUGUGGGAGACUGUACGGUCUUGGUACAGGAGUAGCUCAGAAACAGAAUGAAGAUGUAGAAACAGCACAAGAGAAAAUGAGUAUUUUGGCAAUUAUCAACAACAUGCAGCAGUGACGCCUAGGUGCCAUUCAAUAUGAAAUGGGUCCAUGGAGGUUAGCUACCUCCUUAAAUGCAUUACAACCACAUGACAGAAAAACUGGGGUUUUUUUUGCAGAAGGCAAAAGGCAUCUUUACUUUGAAUCUUAGAAGAUUCUAAUCAAGUAAUGAUCAGUAAGAGUAUUUUGCCCCUAUGUAAAAAACAGAUACAAACUAUAAUGUAUAUACCUCCUUUUUCUUUUAAACCUUACUGAAUAUCCAAGAAGUAAUCAUUUCAGAGCUUUUAGCAGGGACAAGGUUCUCUCAUGCACUUGCAGAUCUAGCUUUUGAAAAAAGAUUUUAAAACUUCUUUUGCUCUCUGUGAGGGUGAUUUGUUCCUAAGCCCUCUGCUAGUUUUAUCUUUUGUGUAAGUCCGUCUGCAAAGUGAUCCACUCAGCCCUGGUGGUGGAGACAAUGCAUGAACUCCUUAGAUCUGACAUAGUAGCAGCCAUAAUGAUGGUCUUGACUAGUACUAGGGCUAGCUUCUCCUUUUAGAUUGCUGGGCCAUGUAUCUUAUCAGUUUCAUCUUAACUACUGUAGAACUGGAAUAAAGCUGUCUGCAUGCUUGAGACUGCAAUAAUAAUUUAGAUCAAAUAUUGUUUCACUUUUAGUGAAAUAAUUUACCCUUUUGUUAACAGGAUGUCUAAUAAGUGUAUAAAAUGAGAAGUGUUACCUGCUACUGAAGGGCUAAGUAAAGCUUUUAGAUUUCUCUUUUAUACUACUUCCAAAAGAAGCCUCCACUUGUUAAAUGGAUACAGGCAGAAAAUACAUUUAAUAGUUUUGCAAGUCUCGUAACAUCCCUAAAAACCAAAAACUUGAGAGACAAAAUCCAGACAGUUGGUAUUUUAAUAAGUUUAAACUGUCCAUUAUGUAAAGUAUUGCAAGCUGCUGUUAAUUGCUUGUGUAUAUAAUUGGUUCUUAAUUUUGUAAAAUAAAGAAUUUUCUUAAGGCA
This is a messenger RNA of Pogona vitticeps (central bearded dragon), 2247 nucleotides long. The record is from RefSeq and is a predicted model, not a curated record. NCBI's taxonomy places the organism in Eukaryota, Metazoa, Chordata, Lepidosauria, Squamata, Agamidae.